Amblyraja radiata (thorny skate) is the source of this 1441-nucleotide messenger RNA. It is a transcript of the gene fgfr1op2, whose product is annotated as FGFR1 oncogene partner 2. The transcript is spliced from 6 exons. Bases 70 to 714 code for a protein of 214 amino acids. The record is from RefSeq and is a predicted model, not a curated record. Gene Ontology annotation, biological process: response to wounding. Lineage: Eukaryota; Metazoa; Chordata; Chondrichthyes; Rajiformes; Rajidae.
CAAACCCGGGCCUUUCCGGUCGGCGCUUUGGGUGCCGGGAGGCGGAUGGAAGCGGCGGUUAGAUGAGCAAUGAGUUGCACCAUAGAGAAGGUUUUGGCAGAUGCAAAAGCGCUGGUGGAACGGCUGAAAGAACAUGACAAUGCGGCGGAGGCUCUCAUCGAGCAGACCACUGCACUCAACAAGAGGGUGGAGGCCAUGAAGCAGUACCAGGAAGAUAUUCAGGAGCUGAAUGAAGUGGCCCGGCACCGGCCUCGCUCCACGCUGGUGAUGGGAAUCCAACAGGAGAACCGGCAGAUCCGGGACCUACAGCAGGAAAAUAAAGAGUUGCGCACGUCUUUGGAGGAACAUCAGUCUGCGUUGGAGCUGAUCAUGAGCAAGUACAGGGAGCAGAUGUUCCGACUGCUGAUGGCCAGCAAGAAGGAUGACCCAGUGAUGGUCACCAAGCUGAAGGAGCAGCACUCCAAGGAGCUGCAGGUCCACGUGGAUAAGAUCAAUGAGAUGGCCACGGUGAUGCGAAAAGCCAUUGAAAUCGAUGAACAGCGCCUCUUCAAGGAGCAGGAGCGGAUUGUCCAGCUGGAGUUUGAAAAUAAAGGUUUGAGGGAGGUGCUACAAGUAAAUAAAGAAUCGUUCCACUGCUUGAAGGAAGACAUAUUGGAAAGCAGGUCGUUAUCUGGUUUAGUGACAAAUGCCAACCUCAGCAUGAGGAAGAGCUGAGGCAGUGCAGACCCAGCACUUGCCCUCACCGACCCACUGUCCUGUGGACAUUUUAUCCCGGCGCAUUGAGCCAACGCCUCAACUGUACAGGUCACCGUUCAUCUCUGGAGCUAAAUGAGUUUCGUGGCUAGUUAAUUAAACUGACAAACGUACCUUAUUUUACGUUGUAUGUUCCGACUUUGUUCUUUUAGAGAAGACAAAAAGAAUCUGUACACAUUUAGUGUGAUGUGGCCAGCAUCUUAUAUUUAGUCCAGGGAUCUCUCUGGCCUCAUUCCGACCUGCCCUUUUUCCAGAGAGCAAGUUAAAAAAGCAUAGGCCUCAGGGAACAAAGCAAUCUCCAGUUCACAAGUAGAUUUUGUAGCUAUUGAACCCUUGGCUAUACAUAAAAAUAAUAAUUUGUAAUAAAGUGUGGGCAGUGGGAGGGAGGGGCAGGGUUCAAGAAGCUAAUCAGCGAUUGUGUCAAACUUUACUAUUACACAAAUUGGAGAAGUAUUUAUUGAACUGACCAAGGGUGGAAUCGGUUGCAUUUGUGAUAAAUGGAUGGUCAUAGCAAAAUUUAUAUGGAAUGCAAUCUUUCAAAUCUAUAGAAUGUUCUAUUUUUUAAACCAAGUUUAUUCACAAUGUGAGAUUGUUGACUUGGAUUGGGUUGUUAAUCCUACAAUAUCUGUACAAUAGGCUGUCUGUGGAUGUGUAUAUUUUUGCUUAAUAAAGAGUAAAUAUAUUGUCA